Molecule: messenger RNA, 1726 nt
Organism: Miniopterus natalensis
Lineage: Eukaryota; Metazoa; Chordata; Mammalia; Chiroptera; Miniopteridae
Gene: PROZ
Product: protein Z, vitamin K dependent plasma glycoprotein
Biological process (GO): blood coagulation; proteolysis
Cellular component (GO): extracellular region
Molecular function (GO): serine-type endopeptidase activity; calcium ion binding
Source: RefSeq, a predicted model, not a curated record
CUCCCCAAAUAGCCCUCCUGAUCUCUUUCUCAUUCAUGGCAAAAAAGUGGGAAAUGAUGGUGUCCCUUGGGGUCCUUCCAGAAGAGAUGCCGAGAAAGAAUCAGGGGGAUGAGAGGUUGAGCCUGGUCUGGUGGGGACAGGAAAGGUGGCAGCCAGGCCCCAGGCAGACGGCAGGCAGUCAUGGCACCGUGUACCCUGGUCCCCAGGAAGCGGGUAUCGCAAUUCGUGGGGAGUCCACCAGUGUGAUAGCAUCUGCACUCUUAUCUUGCUCCGCAGUGUUUCUUUCCUCCCCAAAAGCAAAUGAAGUGCUGGUAAGAUGGAAGCGUGCUGGCUCCUAUCUUUUGGAAGAGCUCUUUGAGGGGAACUUGGAAAGAGAAUGUUAUGAAGAAAUCUGUAUCUAUGAGGAAGCAAGAGAAGUAUUUGAAGAAGACAAGAGAACUGAUGACUUUUGGGAAAAGUAUAUGGGUGGCUCCCCAUGCCUCUCCCAGCCCUGCCUCAACAACGGGUCCUGCGAGAACCACAUCCGCAGCUACACCUGCACUUGCUCAGUGGGCUACGAGGGCAGGGACUGCGCCUUUGCUAAAAAUGAAUGUCACCCAUUGAGAACUGAUGGGUGUCAACACUUUUGCCACCCGGGACAGGACUCCUACAUGUGCAGCUGUGCAAAGGGGUAUAAACUGGGCCAAGACCACAAAUCGUGCAUCCCACACGACAAGUGUGCGUGUGGAGUCCUGAAUUUUGAAUGCAUCACGGCAACACAGACGAGAAGGCAGAAUCUUCAAACGUUCCCGUGGCAGGUAAAACUAACAGAUUCCAAAGGAAAAGACUUCUGUGGUGGUGUUAUAAUACAGGAAAACUUUGUGCUGACAACAGCAAAAUGUUCACUGUUACACAGGAAUAUCAGUGUGAAAACAAAUUUUCAUAGAACAAGCAAUGACCCACUGACGAUCAAGGUGAAGAGCAUCCAUGUGCACAUGAGGUAUGAAGAAGAGACAGGGGACAAUGACAUUUCGCUGCUGGAGCUGGAGCUGCCCAUCCAGUGCCCAGACAUGGGGCUCUCCAUCUGUAUGCCUGAGAGAGACUUUGCAGAGAGCAUCCUCAUGCAGGGGACACUGGGCCUUCUCACUGGCUGGACACUCAAUGGCUCCGAGCUAAACAACACACCGGAGCAGCUGUUCGUCAUGCACAUGGACAGUGAGGAGUGUGGCACAGCCCUUAAUGUGACCGUCACGACGAGGACAUACUGCGAGAGGGGAGUAGCAGCUACAGGGGUGCAGUGGGCGGAAGGCAGCGUGGUAGCCAGAAAACACAAAGGCACCUGGUUCCUGACAGGGAUUCUGUGCUCAGUGCCCACAGCAGAGGGCAGACAGGAGUUUCUUCUCACCAAGGUUUCAAGAUACUCAUUCUGGUUUAGACAAAUCAUGAAGUGACUAAACCCAGCUAGUCAGAAAUAAAAAGGUGUGGUAAGAUUGCACAUUUUAAUGCAAGCAUGGAGUUAAAUUGAAAUUUCACAGCAAAACAUUUGUGACUGCCUCAAAGCCACCCACUCAAUCUACAAAACACCAGUUAUUUCUUAUGACAGUGAUUUUCAACCGGUGCGCCGCAAGGAUUUUUAAAACAUGCCAUACCUGACCAUUUGGUCAGGGGCAAAGAUUUCUUUUCCCUUAGAUUGUCAAAUAAAAAAAUGUCAACAGCCAAUACAAUAGCCGUCCAGUGUGAAUGAAUC